AUGAAGCCAACACUCUGGUUACUUGGUCUUCUGGCGGCAACAGCCUCGACUGCCACUGCGGCCCUCGUAAAUAUUCAGAGUACAUCUCUUACGCGAACAAAUCGCAACUGUGCCGGUGUUGCUCAAGGAGCGCUACAGGUACCAACUUUUGGCACCGUCCAAGUUGUUCGAUCUGUUAAUCAACUUGUUGCGGUUCCUGUCUUAUUAAAGGGAUCCCCAAACACUGCUUACAGUGUCCGCUUGAUUCAGAUCAAGAAUGGAGCUGCAGUGAGCUGUCCGAGCUGUCCAAAUGGUCAGACACUGACGACAAACAACGCGGGCAUUGGAUACGUGACUGUUCAGCAGACUGUGACUGCGGGUGCAACAGGGGCGUGGGUGGCCGUUAACAAAAAGACCGACUGUAACGAUUUCUUUACUACUCCUGUGGUGCCAAUUAAUAAUUAG
Molecule: messenger RNA, 444 nt
Organism: Penicillium angulare
Lineage: Eukaryota; Fungi; Ascomycota; Eurotiomycetes; Eurotiales; Aspergillaceae
Exons: 1
Coding region: 1-444 (147 amino acids)
Source: RefSeq, a predicted model, not a curated record